Stylophora pistillata is the source of this 3394-nucleotide messenger RNA. Its product is annotated as heterogeneous nuclear ribonucleoprotein A1-like 2. The record is from RefSeq and is a predicted model, not a curated record. Gene Ontology annotation, biological process: regulation of translation. Gene Ontology annotation, molecular function: mRNA binding. NCBI's taxonomy places the organism in Eukaryota, Metazoa, Cnidaria, Anthozoa, Scleractinia, Pocilloporidae.
UGACGUAUUUGACGUUCUAUCGAGUGCGUGUCGGCUUCCAACGGAGUAUUGAGUUCAGUUCGUAGAAGUACUUCUAAAGCUGUUAAAUCUUACGUUUGAAGAAAACUCGAUUAUUGCGACUUCUGCCUGCCGUCCCUCCUCGAGAGGACAUGAGAGCUGCACGUUUGACUGUCAUGGCGGCGUCGAAUCUUGGCGGCCACGCGGCGUCUCCAGAUGACAAAGGGAUUGGAUAACGCAUGGAAUCUGGAGUGGUCAAGCAUGGACCAAAUGUGUGGUAACUACUAAGUUAGAGCGGUUCGGAGUGUCAGUUAUGCGCUGGAGUCUUCAAAAAACAUGUAUGUUUGAUGGUGUGCUAGUUUGAUGAGAUUGGAAUAGGGCAAGAAGAAUUAUUCUCACGAAGUUUCAGAUCUUGUGAAGGGUUUUUGCUUUCCGUCGUUUCAGCCAUUUCCGUGGUAGUUCAAUUUCAAGAAAGGUUUCCCUCCUGAUGCUUUCUGACCGCUUUAAAGUACACGCAGAAAAUCGGAAAAGAACCGUUUCCCACGAUAGAGGAUGAAGUCCCGAAUUCCUGAAGUUUCCUAGCCUUUUGUUUUCUUGUUCCAGUUUCGACUUGGUCAACUUUUCUUCCAAGAACGAAGUUCUCCAAAUGUUGUUUUUCGUCUUGUUCAAUGUAAACUCGAGCUUUUUUGGUAUUCUCUCACGUUAUGAUCUUCAAUUUUUUGCACAUUUUGGUUAUUCUUUCCAUACUAUGUACCCAAAUGAUUUAAGUCUGUGCUAGUUCACAACGGUUAAUGUGACAUUUAUAAGAUAUGCGGCUGGCAAGGAAUGGAUAAGAAGUUCAGCGGGUGGGUUGGAUUUCAACUGAUUAUUUGCUUUCUAAGAAUUUGUUUAAAAUUUUCAGUUGUUGAAAUGAGAUUUUAUUUUGUUCCAAUGGAUGGUUUAGUAAUGUGUUAAAAUGAGUAGAAAAUGACUCUGAGGUCUAUCUGAAGAAUUGUUUUUCAUUGAUGAAGAAGUGACACCCAAGCAGAUUUCAGUCAUUGCAGUAUGUGAUAUUAUUUGGCGACAAACUGCAGUUGAAUUCUACACUUGACACAAGUUGAAACCAACAAACAGGGGGUGUUUGAAUUUGGAUGAAACUUGUCAUAGUGAAUUUCCAAAUCUCUAUUAUUUCAGUUGAAAGGGAAUCUAGUUGUAGAUGCUACCUCUGUUUCUGUGUUUCAUCUCAUUGCUCUCUGUUUUAGUUAAUUAAGCCCUUGAGGCUUCGUAAAUUGUUGCUGAAGGACUAUAUAUUUGUAAAGUAAUUCUUUUUUUAGAUUUGUGAGUUUGAAAAGCAAUUAUUAGCUCAGAAAUGCUUUGGUGGUUGCACAGAUAUGGUUUGGCAGAGUGUUGAUUGAUUAAAUUUGAGCUUUCCCAGAAAAAUGCAUUCAGCUUUUUCUAAUCUGUAAGACUUCUAAGCAAGUAUUCUUUUAUUAUGAAAACAAGGCAAAUAUGCUUUUAUCUUGGAAAUGAAGUGUUCAAACAGAAAUUGAAUUUUACUGCUUUUGAAUAAAGAUUUUCAAAUUUCUUGUCUGUAAUUUCUUUGACUUUGUUUCCACAUUUUUCCUUUUCUAUUGUUUCAUUUUUCAAUUUUCUUCUUUUCAGAUUUUUUUAUAACAUUUCACAAUUCUGUUGCAGGUGAACAUGGCUAGAUUUUACUGUUUGAGUUUUUCCUCACAUUUUGAAUUUGAAUUCAACUCUGACAAUUUAUUUUCAAUUUAGUGAAAAUUAAAAAUAGUUGCAAUUGCUAUUUCAAUGGGAUGGCUUUGUUAUUUACUGUUUCGGGUACAGAAAUUUUAAAGCCUUUUUUUUCUUCACUAACUUCUUGCCUUGGAGAGUAUUUAAAGUUUUGUUAUGUUACACUAAUGAAACUUUGUGUACUCCCUUGUAGGCUUGCCAAACCAUGGCUACUGAAGGCUGGGAAAAUAAUCCUGAUUUAAAGAAGCUUUACAUUGGAAAGCUUAAGCUCGAGUCAACGGAGGAAAGUCUGAAAAAUCACUUUGGAAAAUAUGGAACUGUUACUGAAGUCAAGAUAGGCCUAGACAAAGAUCACAACCCCAGGGGGUUUGCCUUUGUGUCAAUGUCUGAUCAAGCUGCAGUGGAUCAAAUCUUAGAAGAUAAACCACAAGUUGUUGAUGGCCAGACUGUUUACCCAAGAAGGGCAAUUCCAAGAGAUGAUCCAAACCCAUUAGCGCAGUUGAAAACAAAGAAGCUUUUCAUAGGUGGGCUCAAUGAAGAGGCCAGUGAAGAGGAUAUCAAGAAUGUCCUGGCCAUAUUCACACCCCAUCAACCAGAGAAAAUCAAACUGAUGUUUGACAGAAACACCAACAAAUUCAAGGGCUAUGCAUUUGCCUGGUUCCACAACGAACACAUAGUGGACAAGCUAUUUAUUGUCAGGAACUGCACAAUCAAAGACAAAAAAGUUGAGCUCAAGAAGGCUGAGGAAAAUAGUGGACAGGGGGGAGGUGCUCAAGGUGGAGGUGGUGGGUUUCGUGGUGGUCGUGGUGGAGGUGGAUUCAGAGGAAGAGGGCGGGGAGGAGGAGGAGGUGGUGGCGGUGGUGGUGGUGGUGGUGCAGGUUAUAAUGGUGCUUACUCGCAGCCUGCCUAUGGUGGUUAUGAGGGUUAUGAUUAUAGCGGUGAUUACUCUGGGUAUGGUGGUUAUGGUUACGAUGGUGGUUAUGGGGGUACUUAUGCUGGUACUUAUGGAGGUGGUUACGGUGGAGGUUAUCACAACAUGGGAGAGUACAGUUCUGAGGCGUCAUCAUAUGGUCCAAACAGGCGUGGUGGACAGGGGCGUGGACGUGGAGGAGGGGGUGGUGGUGCCGGCGGUGGUGGUGGAUAUCGUCCUUACUAAACCAAAGAAAACUGAACACAAAUUGACAUUUUGUGUUAUUGAACAUUGUACAUGGAAACUAGUUUAUUGAUUUAAAAUCUUUUGCACCUCUGGAAUUGCACAUUUGCAAAGGAAUAAGCUUGUAUCAUUUGUUUGCUGCCCAAUUGUGAACGGCAAAAGAAUACUUUUGAACUUUUACUGUAGGUUGUCCAUAGCAAAGUAAUAUAGGUAUUUCAAUAACAGCAGUUACCCUGCUGUGUGAUUUAAACUGAAAUGCUAACUCAGUGAAAAAUUUUGCCAUCCUUUUACAUCUAACCAGAAAGACGGUACAAAGUAUUUUUGACUUGUGCAGGUCCAGAAGAAUGGCAUUCACAAAACAAAACAUCAUUAUUUCCUGAGGUACUUGAAUGUGUAUUUAAGUUCAAGAGAAUCAGCAUUUUUCACUUAAGGAUCAAAGCAGACUUCUUUUAGUUGAAUAUGUAUUCAUUGAAUUUUUAACCUUUCUAUUAAAGACUGUAUGUUGGCAGA